Molecule: messenger RNA, 651 nt
Organism: Neomonachus schauinslandi (Hawaiian monk seal)
Lineage: Eukaryota; Metazoa; Chordata; Mammalia; Carnivora; Phocidae
Gene: ALYREF
Product: Aly/REF export factor
Exons: 6
Coding region: 1-645 (214 amino acids)
Biological process (GO): mRNA export from nucleus
Cellular component (GO): nucleus
Molecular function (GO): mRNA binding
Source: RefSeq, a predicted model, not a curated record
AUGAUCCGGAACGGGCACGGGGCGGCAGGCGGUGCAGAGCCGCCGGGGAGAGUCUCGAAGAGACACUCAUGGGUCUGUGUCUGUUCUUGUGUUUUCUUUCUUCUCCAGCCGAAACAACUUCCUGACAAGUGGCAGCAUGACCUUUUCGACAGCGGCUUUGGGGGUGGCGCAGGCGUGGAGACUGGUGGGAAACUGCUGGUGUCAAAUCUGGAUUUUGGAGUGUCCGACGCUGAUAUUCAGGAGCUCUUCGCUGAAUUCGGGACUCUGAAGAAGGCAGCUGUGCAUUAUGACCGCUCCGGGCGCAGUUUAGGAACAGCUGACGUGCACUUUGAACGGAAGGCAGACGCCCUGAAAGCUAUGAAACAGUACAACGGCGUCCCCCUGGAUGGCCGCCCCAUGAACAUUCAGCUCGUCACGUCACAGAUUGACACGCAGCGGAGACCCGCACAGAGUGUAAACAGAGGCGGGAUGACUAGAAGCCGUGGCUCCGGGGCUUUCGGCGGCGGCGGCACCCGGAGAGGCGCUCGUGGAGGAAGCCGGGGCCGAGGCAGAGGCACUGGCCGGAGUUCGAAGCAGCAGCUUUCUGCAGAGGAGUUGGAUGCGCAGCUGGACGCUUACAACGCGAGAGGGCCUCCUGUUGAGUGAGUGAUU